GGCUUCUCCAACCCUGGGGCCGGCUGGGGUACCGUCUGGGCAAGGGGCUGGGCGCUGGACCGAGUCGCCUGACCCCUCCCCCACUCCUCUGCCGAGUUCCGCGGGCUGGACGCGCUGGAGAAGUUGAGCAGCGCCCGGGCCAGCCCUGGGGGCUGACAGUCGGUAAAGUUUGGCCCAAAGAGGAAGUGGCCUCAAGCCCCGGCAGGUGGCGGCCAGGCCUGGACCUGAGCGCUCGAGGCCUGCGGGCGGGCUCUAGGCGAGGGCGCGCCCCAGCGUCAGGCUUCGAGCCGAUUUCCGGGGCUUCGGGGACUGGCCGAAGGAAGCGGCGGCGGCCGGGGAAAACAACUCAGAAGUUGGCUAGAGGCACCGCCCCUGCACCCGGGCCGCUGCCGCCCCCGACCCGUCCCCAGCCCUGGCAUCUAGAGCAUCGGUCGGGGAGCCUGGGCCAUGGAGCCCCCUCGGGGAGGCGGCACCGGGGAGCCAGGACGCCCGGAGCGGCGCCGCCUCCCCACUGAAUAAACGACGGAAGCUCCGGGACUGUUCCCGCACCUCCGGACGGCUCAGGAUGCUGCCGGCCAUCCUUCUCCUCUUCCUGGGAGGCACUGUGGCCCACCCAGAUAGGAUCAUUUUCCCGAAUCCUGCCUGUGAGGACCCACCAGCGGUGCUCUUGGAAGUGCAAGGCACCUUACAGAGGCCUGUGGGCCGGGACAGCCGCAGCUCCCCUGCCAACUGUACCUGGCUCAUCCUGGGCAGGAAGGAGCAGACGGUAACGGUUAGGUUCCAAAAACUGCAUCUGGCCUGUGGCUCAGAGCGCUUAACCCUGCGCUCCCCCAUCCAGCCGCAGAUCUCCCUGUGUGAGGCACCUGCCAGCCCUCUGCAACUGCCUGGAGGCAACGUCACCAUCACCUACAGCUAUGUCGGGGCCAGAGCUCCCAUGGGCCAGGGCUUCCUGCUCUCUUACAGCCAAGAUUGGCUGAUGUGCCUGCAGGAGGAGUUCCAGUGCCUGAACCACCGCUGCGUGCCCCUGUUCCAGCGCUGUGAUGGGGUCGACGCCUGUGGCGACGGCUCUGAUGAGGCAGGUUGCAGCUCAGACCCAUUCCCUGACUUGGACCUAGCCCCUGUCCUCACCCCACCCUGCAAUCACACCUUAGAAGACUUCUAUGGGGUCUUCUCCUCCCUCGGAUACUCACACCUGGCCUCAGUCUCCCAGCCCCAGUCUUGCCGCUGGCUGCUGGACCCACGCGAUGGCCGGCGCCUGGCAGUGCGCUUCACGGCCCUGGAUCUAGGCUACGAGGAUGCAGUGCGUGUAUAUGACGGCGCGGGGCCCCUCGAGACCCUCCGGCUGCUGCGAAGCCUCACCCACUUCAGUAAUGGCAAGGCUGUCACUGUGGAGACGCUGUCUGGCCAGGCCACAGUGGACUACCGCACAGUCCCUUGGAGCACUGGUCGGGGCUUCAAUGCCACCUACCACGUGCGGGGCUACUGCUUGCCUUGGGACCGACCGUGCGGCUUAAGCUCUGGCUUGGGGGCUAGCGAAGGCCUCGGCGAGCGCUGCUACAGCGAGGCACAGCGCUGCGACGGCUCAUGGGACUGUGCGGAUGGCACGGACGAGGAGAACUGCCCCAGCUGCCCACCUGGACACUACCCCUGUGGGGCUGCUGGCACCCCUGGGGCCACAGCCUGCUACCUGCCCGCUGACCGCUGUAACUACCAGACCUUCUGCGCCGAUGGAGCAGAUGAGAGACGCUGUCGCCACUGCCAGCCGGGCAACUUCCGGUGCCGGGAUGAGAAGUGCGUGUAUGAGACGUGGGUGUGCGACGGGCAGCCGGACUGUGCUGAUGGCAGUGACGAGUGGGACUGCUCCUACGCCCUGCCCCGCAAGGUCAUUACCGCCGCCGUCAUUGGCAGCCUCGUGUGCGGCUUGCUGCUGGUCAUCGCCCUGGGCUGCACCUGCAAGCUCUAUGCCAUUCGCACCCAGGAGUACAGCAUCUUCGCCCCCCUCUCCCGGAUGGAGGCCGAGAUUGUACAGCAGCAGGCACCUCCCUCCUAUGGGCAGCUCAUUGCCCAGGGCGCCAUCCCCCCUGUAGAGGACUUCCCUACAGAGAACCCUAAUGAUAACUCUGUUCUGGGCAAUCUGCGUUCUCUGCUACAGAUCCUGCGCCAGGACAUGACUCCAGGGAGCACCUCCGGUGCCCGCCGCCGCCAGCGGGGCCGCUCUAUGCGCCGCCUGGUGCGCCGUCUUCGCCGCUGGGGCUUGCUUCCCCGAACCAACCCCCCAGCCCGGACCCCUGAAACCAGAUCCCAGGUCACACCGUCUGCUGCUCCUCCUGAGCCCUUAGAUGGCAGCACAGGUCCAGCCCAUGAGGGCGGGGCAGUGGGUGGGCAAGAUGGGGAACAGGCACCUCCGCUGCCUGUCAAGGCUCCACUGCCACCUUCCAGCACAUCCCCAGCCUUCCCUACUGUUCCUGAAGCCCCAGGGCCACUGCCUGCGGUGCCCUUGGAGCCAUCACUGCUGUCUGGAGUGGUACAGGCCCUGCGAGGCCGCCUUCUGCCCAGCCUGCGGCCCCCUGGACCAACCCGGGCGCCACCUGGGCCCCACACAACAGUCCUGUCCCCAGAGGAUGAGGACGAUGUGCUGCUGGUGCCAUUGGCUGAACCUGGGGUCUGGGUGGUCGAAGCGGAGGAUGAGCCACUGCUGGCCUGAGGUGACCUAGCUCCCUUGGGCACUCUGUUCACAGAGACAGCAACCCUAUAGAGGGCAGCUCAGCUUCCCAUCCACUACUUCCCUCCCUGUCCCUCAGUCUGAGGGGACUUGAUGGGCCUCCCGUUGAUCCCAGGUAGCUUCUAUCAAGUUAGGUGUCCCUCAGACAGGGAGAGGGCCCUCACAGAGCCCCUCUCCACAUGGCCAGAGGCCACAGUCUACCACCACCCUCUCCCCACACUGCCACCAGUUAGUGGCUGUUUUUAAAAAGUAAAGUUCUUAAAGGGUCAUGGGCCUGGACACUCCAUCCUUGCCAAACCCACCCAAAAGUGGCCUUAUGCACCAGAAUGCCAACUGGCUGGAGACCUCCAGCCCCCAAGGGAGGAUUUGGGCAGGGCCUGAGGUUUUGCCAACAGUGAUCCCUCCUACAAGGCCUGGCUCAUAAGAAGAGCACAACAAAUGCUCCUGUCCCAUAGCUAGGUUGUUGCCCAGGAAGCCAAGGUUGAAAAUAAAGGAAUCAGAAACUUCA
Molecule: messenger RNA, 3230 nt
Organism: Budorcas taxicolor (takin)
Lineage: Eukaryota; Metazoa; Chordata; Mammalia; Artiodactyla; Bovidae
Gene: LRP10
Product: LDL receptor related protein 10
Exons: 7
Coding region: 566-2704 (712 amino acids)
Cellular component (GO): plasma membrane
Molecular function (GO): protein binding
Source: RefSeq, a predicted model, not a curated record